AUGCAUCUCCCCACGACCCUCCUCUCGGUCCUCGCGGCCUUGUCCCUCCCACCACCCAUCCACAGCAUCCCAGCACCACACCAGAACCCCCUCGCCGCCCACCCCAACGACCACAUUUUCCCCCUUUCCUCCUCCAGCGGCGGCACCCACAAAAUCCCGUCCCGCCACACCUCCACCCUCCUCGCGCGCCGCCUCCUCGCCCUCUCCCCCUCCGGCUCCCUCUCCACCAUUUUUCCCCCUUCCCACAACCUCAGCACGGACCCAGCCUACCGCUUCACGCCGGACUCUGUCGGCGGCGCCCCCAUCGCCCUCCCCGAAUACAUCGCCGACUGCGAGGGCAACGGGGACCCCACGCUCAUCAUGCUGGACAUCAGCACGGCGGCCAAGAACGCGCGGGAGGGGCGGAAUGUGAGCUUGGCGGUGGAUUGGUGGGCCGGGUAUGAGAGGGUGACGGGCGAGAGGCCGGGGAGUGCGGCGGCGUUGCCUAGAGUGGCGCUGUUGGGGUGGUUGCAGGAGAUGGGGGAGGGGGAGGUGGAGAAAUACGGAGUCAAGGAGUGCUUUUUUGACGGGCAUAGGGAUGCGAGGGGGUGGGAGCCGGGGGCGAGGCGGGGGGCGCACAGUGGGAGGUGGGUGAGGCUGAGGGUCGAGGGCGUUUAUUGGGUGGGCGGGUUUGGGGAUCGGGCGUGGAUCGGCUGGUUGGAUUUGGCGGAGUGGAAGGGGGUGAGCGAGGGGGAGUGGAGGGGCGUGAGGCUGCCGGGAGAGGGGGAGAAGGAGAAGGAAGAGGAGCUGGAUGAGCUGUGA
This is a messenger RNA of Cyphellophora europaea CBS 101466, 801 nucleotides long. RefSeq lists its product as uncharacterized. The transcript has a single exon. The coding region runs from base 1 to 801 and encodes 266 amino acids. Lineage: Eukaryota; Fungi; Ascomycota; Eurotiomycetes; Chaetothyriales; Cyphellophoraceae. The record is from RefSeq and is a predicted model, not a curated record.